This is a messenger RNA of Drosophila biarmipes, 609 nucleotides long. RefSeq lists its product as uncharacterized. The transcript has a single exon. The coding region runs from base 74 to 403 and encodes 109 amino acids. Lineage: Eukaryota; Metazoa; Arthropoda; Insecta; Diptera; Drosophilidae. The record is from RefSeq and is a predicted model, not a curated record.
UCUUCAUUCAUCCCAUACAUACUUUGGGAUGCAGAAUCGGUGCUUAAAAAUCCAAAUUUCAUCCCUUUAGACAAUGAUCAAAAUUUUCAAGAGCCUCCAAGGCAAGGGACGGUGCCUUGCCCGGGAAUUCCACACACGACCAAAAAUCUACCAGGAACCCGGCGUAUUUGUCCAUCCUGAGCUUCGUCGCAGCAUCCCCCUUGUUUACUUCCGCAGAGGUGACUUGCCGCAAAAACUGGAUCUCAAAAUGCAUUCCAACCGAAACUGUGAAAUAUCCCCUUUGGAAAGAAACCGGCGGUGCAAGGAGUACUUCCGUCAGUUUUGCAGAAGACAGCACAGCUGCUUUUCCCGCACCUACCAUUGGUCAGAGUUCCGGCGAAAGAUGAUCUACGGGAGUUACUAGAAAGGACUCACGUCCAAAGCAAGGACCUACUUGAUUCGCACUUUAAAGUUGACUUGCCACUUUGCCGGCUAAAAAGUACUUUGUUUUGAUCUGGUUUAAAAAACCAAAUCACAAUAAAUCACUUUUUAGGCAACAAAGUAUCUAAUACUACAAAAUGCAUAGCUAUAGCCAAAAUACGUGAAAACAAAAACGUUUUUUAAUGUAAA